Messenger RNA from Prorocentrum cordatum, 1091 nucleotides. Lineage: Eukaryota; Dinophyceae; Prorocentrales; Prorocentraceae. The record is from the annotation of a GenBank genome assembly.
AGCAAUUUUUGUUCAAGCCUAGUCCGCACGUUGGCCACGGGCAUGAUCACUGAUUGCAGGCACUUGCUCUUAGCUGCCUGAUCGCUUGCCUUCACAAUCCUCGAUCUGAAGUUCAUGACCCUGUCUCCCUUCUUUCUGGCUGCCAUUGUGUUGGCCGCUGAAUUUGGCGUGCAGUCCACGCCCCCCCCAGCAGGUUCCAUAGUGGAUAGUUACGGGAGGCUCCAGGUGAGCGGAAAUCAUGUUGUGAGCAGUUCCGGGCAGCCCGUGCGUUUGCGGGGUAUGUCGCUCUUCUGGUCCCAGUGGAUGCCACAGUAUUGGAAUGGAGGCGCGACGCAAUGGCUCACGGAUGAUUGGAAGAUAACGCUGAUUCGAGCUGCGAUGGCAGUAGAGAACGAUUGUUAUUUGAGCAACCCUGCUCGAGAGAAGGCACGCGUAGAGACGGUCGUGGACGCUGCAAUUGCCGCUGGGAUCUACGUCAUCAUUGAUUGGCACGACCACCACGCACAUCAGCACCUUACUCAGGCGAGUACGUUCUUUAGCGAGAUGGCCCAGAAGUACGGCAGCGAACCGAAUGUUAUCUUCGAGGUCUAUAACGAACCCAUUCACUCAAGCUGGGCGCAUGAGAUCAAGCCCUACCACGAGGAAAUCGUCUCGGUGAUCCGCCAGCGCUCAGACAACUUGAUAAUCCUUGGGACGCGGACUUGGUCACAAGACGUCGACGAAGCUGCAAAUGAUCCUGUCGCUGGCAGUAACCUGGCCUACACCCUCCACUUUUAUGCAUCAACACACCGGCAGAGCCUUCGAGACAAGGCGACAAGCGCCCUUGCUAAAGGCGCCGCUCUCUUCGUGACGGAAUGGGGGACCUGCGAGGCUUCUGGCGAUGGAGCCUUGGACCUCAUCGAGACACAGCGGUGGCUGGAUUUCAUGGAGACGCACCACAUGGGCGACGCAGGAAAACGGGGUCGUCUGCGCCGACAUUGGCGCGCAAGCUGCUCGCGUGAGGCCGCGCGUGAGCGCCAUCGUCUCCGACGUGGCGUGCCGCACCGGCGGCCCGCGUAAGCCGCCACGUAAGGCCGCUUUGCCAUCUCGCG